AUGGCGAUAUCCGGCUUAUUUUUCAAAUUUGGUAAGGAAACGCCUGCUUGUGAGAAUUGGUUUACUUGUUCUUCUUCUUUUAGGUCCAGUAUUAGACGAGCACAUCAAGCUGUGCAAUUUGCAGCACAACUUGGACCACAAGUUAUUUUUCCCAGAAAACUUGAAUCUAAACUCCCUGUCGUAAGCCUCUAUUUUGGAACAAGUAAUGACAACGAAGAUACACGGCGACCAACUGAUGGGAACAACAAAGAGAAAUCGCCAUCCAAGAAAGUCGAUAUUUUGUACAACUCAAAUCUGAAUGAACGCCAGAGAGCUGCAGUUUCUCGUAUCCUAAGUGGUCAGUGUCGACCAACUCCAUACAUUCUGUUUGGUCCUCCUGGGACAGGCAAGACAGUAACACUUGUGGAAGCUAUAUUACAGGUUUUCCACAGGAUUCCCGCAAGUAGAAUACUAGCCUGUGCACCUUCUAAUAGUGCUUCUGAUCUCUUGGCCACACGCCUUCAUCGCAGUGGAUUUAUACAAGAGGGUGAUAUGGUUCGUCUUAAUGCUUUUCAGCGUGGUCAAGAGAUCCCUGAGUCUAUUGCAUCAUACUGUCUAAAUACAGAUAGCCACACGCCUUCAUCGCAGUGGAUUUAUACAAGAGGGUGA
Exaiptasia diaphana is the source of this 648-nucleotide messenger RNA. RefSeq names its product RNA helicase Mov10l1-like. The record is from RefSeq and is a predicted model, not a curated record. The coding region runs from base 1 to 648 and encodes 215 amino acids. The transcript is spliced from 6 exons. Gene Ontology annotation, molecular function: helicase activity. Lineage: Eukaryota; Metazoa; Cnidaria; Anthozoa; Actiniaria; Aiptasiidae.